Entrophospora sp. SA101 is the source of this 3063-nucleotide messenger RNA. NCBI's taxonomy places the organism in Eukaryota, Fungi, Glomeromycota, Glomeromycetes, Entrophosporales, Entrophosporaceae. The record is from the annotation of a GenBank genome assembly.
AUGGUUUCAAUUGACAAAUUAACGAGGGAAGAGCUCACUACAAUCAUUGCUAAAGAAUUAAACAUUGAUGUUGCAUUUCCUUGUUUUUCUGUUGAAGAGCAAACAAGUGCUACUGUUCAUAAACACUGGCUUUCCAUUUUGGAACAAGCAAGGCUUGGUGAAACUACUCAACUUAAAAGAUACACCUACACUCGUUCAACCCUUAACUCUCAACCUUCUGACCAUAACAACGAUGAUCGUCAAUCCCUAACAACAAAUGUUUUAGUAAGCGUUUUUCUGAAGCGUCAUUCUCCUGCUGAUAGAAGAUCACAGAUUUUUAUUCAGAAAAACGUUGUUUCAAAUCAUGAGAUCGAUGAAUCAAUUAUACCACUUAGAACAUUUCUUAAAGAGCAACUUGACGGAAAAUCCACGCUAAGUUUAGCUGAAAUCGAAGCACGAUAUAAUAAUUAUUAUCCAUUGUUUUCUAAUGAUCCAUCUAAUAACACCGAUCAAAACUAUACUAUAACACAAAAGGCAUUUGUGGAAAAAUUUAUAAAAUUAUUAUAUCCAAAAAGUUCAUAUUUUCAAAUAUUACCGCAAUCUGACAAUCCUGGAACAUUGACUGUUAAAUUAAUCUCAAAAUAUAAAAAUAAUCAAAAUGAAAUAAGUCGAGCAUCUGCGCCAAAUCUUAUUGAUAUUUUUGCUGUAUUGGAAUCAGAAAAUGCAUUUUAUUUCAUGGCUCCAUAUAGAGGCACUACUUUACAUGAUCUAUUGAAUUAUAGUUAUGGUGUAUUAAAUUCCAAUGUCAAAAAAUCAUUCAUUGUCUAUCAAUUGCUUAGAACAAUACAAAAUCUUCAUAGAAAAGGCAUAAUUCAUGGGGGGUUGAAGCCAUCAAAUAUUCUUGUAGAUGAUAAUCUUUGGAUUAAGCUUACAGGAUUUGAAUGUUCCAUACCGAUUGAUAAUAAUAUUUUAGAAACUAAAAAUGCAAUUAUGGAAAUGAAAAUUCCAAAAGGUCGACGUAUUGGAGAUCCAAAUUUUCAUCCGAUAUUACCAUGGAUUACUGAUUUUAAAGGUUCAAAAGUAACCAAAUAUGAACCAAAUGAAUAUUUACCUUCAAUGAAAAGAUUAUUUGAAUGGACACCUGACGAAUGUAUUCCUGAGUUCUACACUGACCCAAGUAUCUUUACUUCAAUUCAUCCUGAUAUGCCAGAUCUACAAUUACCAUCUUGGGCAUCCUCACCCGAUGAAUUUAUCCGCAUACAUUCUGAAGCAUUAGAAAGUGAUUAUGUAUCAAGUCAAUUACAUCAUUGGAUUGAUUUAACUUUUGGGUGUAAACUGAGCGGUGAUAAUGCUGUGAAAGAAAAAAAUGUCGCAUUGCCGCUUUUAGAUGGUCAGGGUUCUUUUAUAAAACAUGGAAUUACACAAUUAUUUUCUGAUCCUCAUCCUCAAAAAUCUAAUAAAAUUGCAAGAAAUAGAUUAUUAAAUAAUGGAGGAAAGAUAGGAUUUGAAGACUAUCGUUUAAUUUCACCCAUGAAAAGGAUUCCUUCAAAAUUAACCCAUUCGUCAGAUAAAUUGAAUCAACAGCAGUUGCAGUAUCUGCAAAAACAUCAGCAACAACAAGUUGAUCUUAUGGCUGAUUCUUUUAUUAAUUCAGAUAAGACUGUAGGAAAAUAUCAAACUGUAUCAGCAAAAUCAAAAUCACCCAAACUUAGACCAGUUACAGCAACCAGGUCACAUUCUUUAUACGAUGUCAUAAAUCAUGAUAUUAGUAAAGAUAACACACUUUCACCACUAGCAACGCCAAAUGAUUUUAAAGAUGUACAAUCUCGUAUUGAUACUCUUGUUGCUAUUAUCAAUAAAUUGCCAAUCAAGUUUUUAGACGAGUUAAAUGAUAAUUAUUUUAUUGAGACACUUGAUAGUUUUGAAAAAGCACAUUUCUUUUCUACAAAAUAUAUUGAGAAUAAACCUAUUAUUAAUAAUAAGGAUGUUUUAAUUGAUGGUGGUUUUUGUGGUGAUGAUAAUGAUGGUUUAAAAGACUCAUUUGCAUACGGAAGAGCGUGGGAUGCAUAUUGUCUUGGUCAGAUAAUGGAAAGUAUUUAUGCUAGCCCAAAAAAUACUUUGACUUCUUCACUUGACAGCCACUCACUAAAUGCUACCAAUAAUGAAAAUGGUGAAAGCAAUCAAUCCAAGCUGCCAUUAUCUGUUCAAGAAACAAUAUCAUCAUUAUUAUCUCCAAAUUGGAGAGAACGUCCAACAAUUGAUGCAAUAAUUUAUUCUUCAGUGCCUGCAAUAGGCUUAUAUGAAAAAGAAACGCUACCAUUACCUGAAUGUAUUCCAGAAGUUUACGAAUUUCUGACUGAUUUUCAUAAAGUAGAUUGGGUAGGAAGACUUAAGUUAGCUGAACAUUGGAUGAAUAAACUUUGUAACCUUGUUGAUGAGGCGUUUUAUAUGAUUUUACCAAGCUUAAUACUUUUAUUUACGCACGAUGAUAUUAAAUUCGAAGCACUAAGCAUAUUUCCAAAGCUAGGCCAAAGAUUAGGUCAAGAUGAAGUAAAAAGCCAUCUUUUAAAACCUAUACUUUCUUUAUUUGAGUCAUCAAGACCAUCAAUUCCAAAAAUAUUAUUUGAAUCGACUAUAAUAGAAGAAUUUAUACAUAGAUUUGGCAUUACAAAUUUUUUACAACAAUUAUUACCUUUGUAUUUGGAAGCAUUGACUAUAGAAGAAAAGGUUCUUUUGAGUCCUUCAAGUGGCAGUAACAAUAGUUUUCAUUUAGAUUUAGCUAAACAAAAGAUUUUGACAGAAGUAGAUUAUGUAUCAAGUCCUGUUUCUAUUCCUACAGCUAAUAAAGAUAUUUCUAGUUUGGACAAUGCAAUUCCAUCAGUCGCUCAACUGGCAAAUUCUGCUUUAGUAGAAAUAUGUACAUUAAUAGGGCCUAUAUUAACUUCUAAAAAUGUAAUGAGACAAGUAUACAAAAUGUUUUUAAAAGAAAGUUCUACUUUGCCAUUUUUAAUGCAAUCAAUUUUUGCAAUUGGAAAUCAAUUUGGUGAAACUUUUGCUCAUUUACAAGUAACACAAUAUGAUUAA